This is a messenger RNA of Epithele typhae, 1524 nucleotides long. Its product is annotated as glycoside hydrolase family 32 protein. The transcript is spliced from 4 exons. Gene Ontology annotation, cellular component: fungal-type vacuole. NCBI's taxonomy places the organism in Eukaryota, Fungi, Basidiomycota, Agaricomycetes, Polyporales, Epitheliaceae. Gene Ontology annotation, molecular function: sucrose alpha-glucosidase activity. Gene Ontology annotation, biological process: sucrose catabolic process. Bases 1 to 1524 code for a protein of 507 amino acids. The record is from RefSeq and is a predicted model, not a curated record.
AUGUCGAGGGUAUUCGCAGAUGUUUCAACGGGGAACUAUACUGGUCCUUUGCGACCGCAAGUUCACUUUUCGCCUCCUGCGGAGUGGAUGAAUGACCCGAAUGGACUUUUAGUGGACGCAAAUGGAACGUAUCAUCUUUACUACCAAUAUAACCCGAUAGGGCUCACACCGGCUAACCAGCACUGGGGCCAUGCGACGAGCAAAGAUUUGUACCAUUGGGAGAACCAAGCCAUUGCGAUUUCCCCUCCUACUUCAGACGUACAGAUCUUCAGCGGAUCCGCCGUCAUCGACGUCAACAACACCUCUGGAUUCUUCCCCAAUCAGACCAACGGUAUCGUCGCCAUCUACACCCUCAACACACCCACAAAGGAAGUCCAAGAGAUCGCAUACUCGACCGACGGUGGCUUCACCUUCACGCCCUUCUCCGGGAACCCAGUCAUCGACGUCAACUCUGGCGCGUUCCGCGAUCCCAAGGUGAUCUGGCACGCCUCCACGAACCUCUGGGUCAUGGCCGUCGCAUACGCGAACGACUUCACCAUCGGCUUCUACACCUCCCCCAACCUCAAAUCCUGGACUCACGCCUCCAACUUCACCGACCCGGCGAUCCCCGGCCCGAAUACGAGUGCCCAAACCUGCUCGGGCGCGCUCCUCCCAGGCCACGCAAACAUGUACCUCCUCCAGAUCAGCACGAACGGCGCGCCCGGCGGCUCGCUCACACACUACAUCCCCGGCACGUUCGACGGCACGACGUUCGUCGCGCUCGCGCCCGCGGCGCCCAUCGACUUCGCGCAGGACAACUACGCGGGGCAGUUCUUCUUUGACACCCCGCGCGGGGACGGCGACCCGGUGUUCAUCGCCUGGGCGGCGAACGGCGCGUACGCCGCGAGCACGCCCACCGCGCAGGAGGGCUGGCGCAGCGCGAUGUCCCUCCCGCGCGCGGUGCACCUCGCCCCCACACGCGGGGGCUUCGCGCUCGUCUCGCGCCCCGCGCGCGCGCUCGCGCCCGUGCUCGGCCCUCUCCUUGCGCGCAACGCGAACCUCGGGCACGGGGAGCUGCUCGUCGACUUCGCGAGGGGGUCCCCAUCGGGCGCGGUCGUCCUCCACGCGGAGAUCGGCGCGGCCGCUCCGGGGAUGAGCUUCGACUUCGCGUUCGCGAGCGCGGCCUCGGGCGAGCGUGUCGGCGGGAGCCUCAACUUCGACAGGGCGGGCGCGGGAGGGGUCGUGCACCUCGAUCGCUCGCAGACGCACGGGUUCGUGAACCCGGGUAUGGGCUUCAACGAGACGUUUGCGGCGGAGGUGGUCCCACAGGCGGGCGGCGGCGCGAGCCUGGAGGUGGUGAUGGACCGGAGCAUGCUGGAGGUGUUCGUCAACGGGGGCUCGAAGAGCGCGACGAUGCUGUUCUUCCCGACGGAACCGUUGACGACGCUGGCAGUGAACGCGAGCGGCGUUCCGGAGGGUGUGGUGGUGAGCGUGGAGGUGUUUGCGCUCGAGAGCGUGUGGGCGAACACUACGGCUGCGGUUUAG